Messenger RNA from Aspergillus wentii DTO 134E9, 1434 nucleotides. RefSeq names its product LLM class flavin-dependent oxidoreductase. Bases 1 to 1434 code for a protein of 477 amino acids. The record is from RefSeq and is a predicted model, not a curated record. The transcript has a single exon. Gene Ontology annotation, molecular function: monooxygenase activity; oxidoreductase activity, acting on paired donors, with incorporation or reduction of molecular oxygen. Lineage: Eukaryota; Fungi; Ascomycota; Eurotiomycetes; Eurotiales; Aspergillaceae.
AUGACCGAACCAAAGAAACAAAUCAUCCUCAACGCCUUUGUGAUGAACACACCCGGCCAUCUUUCCCCCGGACUGUGGCGCCACCCCCGCAACAAAACAUCGCAAUACAAAAAACUUUCCUUCUGGACUGAUCUUGCGCAGCUCCUCGACAAAGCCAACUUCCACGCCAUGUUCAUCGCCGACACACUCGGUCCUUAUGACGUGUAUAAAGGACCAGCGAAUGUCGUCCCCGCAUUAGCAUCCGGUGCUCAGUUUCCCGUCAACGAUCCGCUGUAUCUCGUUCCUGCCAUGGCGGCCGUUACCAAGAAUUUAGUGUUUGGCGUUACGGCAAGUGUGACGUAUGAGAAGCCAUAUGCGCUCGCGAGGAGACUGUCGACGGUGGAUCACCUUUCUGAAGGGAGACUGGCGUGGAAUAUUGUCACCUCGUAUCUGGAUAGUGCGGCGAGGAAUCACGGGCUGAAGGAGCAGAUUCCGCAUGAUGAGCGAUAUGCGAUAGCGCAUGAGUACAUGGAGGUGCUGUAUAAACUCUGGGAGGGGAGUUUCCGUGACGAUGCUGUUGUGGAGGAUAGAGACGCUGGAGUGUAUAUCGCCAGUGAUGGUGUGCGGGAGAUCAACCACAAGGGGAAGUACUUUGACGUGCCAGGGCCGCACUUUUGUGAACCAUCGCUACAGCGCACGCCGUUCUUGUUCCAGGCUGGUGUAUCUGAGGCUGGGAAUGGGUUUGGCGGGAAGCAUGGGGAGGCGAUAUUUGUUGGUGGGCAGACGCCGGAGAUUGUGCGGGCGACGGUGGAUAAUAUUCGCAGGGUGGCCGAGGGAGAAGGACGAGAUCCGAAUCAUAUCAAGAUCAUCGUGGGGAUUAAUGUGAUUGUGGCUGCGACGGAUGAAGAGGCCAAGGCGAAACGGGAGGAGUAUCUCAGUUAUGCAGAUGAAGAGGGGGCAUUGGCGCUGUUCGGCGGCUGGACAGGCGUUGAUUUAUCCAGCCAUUCCGACGAUGAGGACUUUCGAUUCAGCGAGUCUCCGCGUGUUCAGUCGAUUGUGCGACGAUGGUCUGCGACAGUCCCAGGAACGGAGAAUCUACAAUGGACAAAGAGACGAAUCGUCGAGUUCCUCAGCGUGGGGGGCCUCGGAGCAAAGAUCGUGGGCAGUCCGACCACCGUUGCAGAUGAGUUGGAGCGGUGGGUUGAGGUUUCCGGUGUAGAUGGGUUUAACCUGGCGCAUAUUACCAAUCCGGGCACUUUCGAAGAUAUCAUCGAGUAUUUACUGCCUGAGUUGAGACGGAGGGGGAUAUUCCGGUCUGAGGUGGAAAAGGAGGGAGUCACUGCUAGAGAGGCCUAUAUUGGAUCACGGAGAUUGCCAGAAGAUCAUCCGGGGAGUAAAUACAAAUGGAGGGCCGGUGAGGAUACCCCCAAAUAUCUAGAUAGUGUACAGGUAUAG